Humulus lupulus (European hop) is the source of this 3004-nucleotide messenger RNA. RefSeq names its product histidine--tRNA ligase, cytoplasmic. NCBI's taxonomy places the organism in Eukaryota, Viridiplantae, Streptophyta, Magnoliopsida, Rosales, Cannabaceae. Gene Ontology annotation, cellular component: mitochondrion. The record is from RefSeq and is a predicted model, not a curated record. The transcript has 7 exons. Gene Ontology annotation, molecular function: ATP binding; histidine-tRNA ligase activity. Gene Ontology annotation, biological process: mitochondrial translation; histidyl-tRNA aminoacylation. Bases 140 to 2812 code for a protein of 890 amino acids.
ACCCUAAUUGAUUCCAUCUAAUUCUGCCACUUGGACGAUUUUAUAACUUUUCUUGAAGUUCACUUCAGAAACCAUAAACCCUAAAAUUAAAUCAGGAGCAGCAAAAAGACCUCUUUUUGUCACUCCCUGAGCUCCGGCCAUGGCGGAGAAAGUCGAAGUCUCAGUGACCACGCUAGGAGGCAAGGGAUCGUCUCUGUCCUCAUCCUCUGUCUAUGCCAUUGCCAAUGGCCUUGCACAAGUACGAAUCGACUCCUCAGCGCUUUGCAGGCUUGCCUCCUUCGAUAACCGUACCCCGACCAUCAAAGACUACCAAUUCAACUUCUCCAAUCACUUAACCACGGAAGAGUCCAGGGCCUCUGUUGCCGUACUCCUUAACAAGCUCCUCAUCCUCUCUGGCUCGGCCAGCGUCCGUACGGUCCUCCCAGUUCGAAUUGCUGAAGCAUUGAACAUGAGGAACUUGCAGAAGCUAGAGAUUGAUUCGUUAGAUUUGACCGAAGAGGAGACUACUGUGCUGGAAACGUUGGGGCUGACCUCUUCUCUGUACGGAGUUUUCGCUCUUUUGGACUACCAAACGGCGGCUCUUUCGAUGAUUGCAGAUGCAGUGGCGGCGAUAUCAUGCGAGGCUUUGAAAGCUGACGUGGCAGCGUUUAAUUUGAUGGAUUCCGGGGAUGGGUAUACCGCGAAGGAUGAGAUUGGUGUUUCCGGUGAUAUGAAGGUACUGCUGAAUGGGUCUAAGUUGGUGGGGAAGGUUGAGAUUAACGCGGUUUCGAAAAUCCCCAAAAUUCACGGCUGUUUGAGGGAGCAAGCCAAAUUGGUUCAUUCCAAGACUCGGGUCGAAUUAAAUUCUGUUGUUAAAGUUGGCAAAGGUGGGCCUGGGAGCGUCGCUGGGGCGGCCGGGAUGGUUCGGACUGCGUUAUUGCCAUUGGCCGCAGCAUUGUGGGACUUGGGUACUUGUAGUUUUGGCCGUUCUAAAUCAAAUUUAGAAUCAAUGGAUAGCAAUGAUUUGCGGUCGAGUUUGGGAGGUUUGUUUGAGAAGAAAUGCCCUAGUGAUGAUUCCUUGAAAAAUGAGUUUAAGCUGGUCUCGGAAUUGGUUUUCGAAGGGGAAGAGAAUUAUGACAAAUUAGCGCAUCAAGUGAAUGUUUUGCUGGGGCUUGUGUGGAAAAUUGUGGCUUGGGAAGCGAUAACCGCAUAUGUUUCCCUUGAAGGUGCUGAAUUGAAUGAAAAGAGUAAAAGUACUGAGGUCAAAGGAGGAGAGAAAGCGAAAGUUGAUAAGAAGAGUGAGAAGAAAAAGAAGGUGGUUUUGGGGAAAGGGACCAGUGUUAUGAUCCAGUUGAUUAAGAGUAGACUGGCGAGUAAGUUGGAUGGUUUUGGUAGUUCAGGGUUAUUGGAGAAAUGGGUUGAAGAUCAUUUAUCCUUUAUGGAUCCAAAGGACAUUGAGUUUGAUAAUUUGUUAAUCAAAGUGAAGGAGAUUGUGGAAAGCAAUGAAACUAGAAGACUUCCCAAGCUUCCAAAGGGUACUCGUGAUUUCGCAAAAGAACAAAUGGCUAUAAGGAAGAAAGCCUUUUCAAUUAUAGAGGAUGUUUUUGAGAGGCAUGGUGCUACAGCCCUGGAUACUCCGGUUUUUGAAUUAAGAGAGACUCUUAUGGGAAAAUAUGGGGAAGACUCGAAGUUGAUAUUUGAUCUGGCCGACCAGGGUGGGGAGCUCUGUUCUUUGCGGUACGACUUAACUGUUCCUUUUGCUAGGUUUGUGGCUAUGAAUGGCAUAACAUCCUUCAAAAGGUACCAAAUAGCAAAGGUUUACAGAAGAGACAACCCAUCCAAAGGAAGAUAUCGUGAAUUUUAUCAAUGUGAUUUUGAUAUUGCGGGUCAAUAUGAAAGAAUGGGGCCAGAUUUUGAGAUUAUUAAGAUUUUGACUGAAUUACUGGAUGAACUAGAAAUCGGAAAAUAUGAGAUAAAAUUGAAUCAUCGGAAGUUACUAGAUGGAAUGUUAGAAAUUUGUGGAGUGCCCUCUGAGAAGUUUAGAACUAUUUGUUCAAGCAUUGACAAGUUAGACAAGCAACCUUUUGACCAGAUUAAGAAAGAAAUGGUGGAAGAGAAGGGCUUAACUAUCGAGACAGCAGAUAAAAUUGGUGAUUUCGUGAAAGAGAGGGGAUCUCCUCUUGAAUUGUUAAGUAAACUUAAAAGUGAGGGGAGUGAAUUCUUGGAUAAUAAUGCAUCUGUUGAUGCUUUGAAUGAUCUGGAGAUUUUAUUCAAGGCUUUGGAUAAAUCGAAGUGUAUCAACAAAGUGACUUUUGACUUGAGUCUUGCCAGAGGUCUUGAUUAUUAUACUGGAGUGAUUUAUGAAGCUGUUUUCAAAGGAGGUGCACAGGUUGGUUCAAUUGCUGCCGGGGGACGUUAUGACAACCUAAUAGGCAUGUUUGGUACAAAGCAAGUUCCAGCAGUUGGUGUAAGUCUUGGAAUCGAGCGAGUAUUUAAUAUCAUGGAGCAGAUUCAGAAGGACCAGAACCAGACAACUAGAGCAACAAAGACGGAAGUGCUGGUAAGCAUACUGGGAGACGAUCUAAUUCAAGCCGCAGAACUAGCAAGUGAGCUAUGGGAUGCGAAAAUAAAAGCAGAAUAUUUGGUGACGAAAAGAAUGAACAAGCACUUUGAUCGUGCGAAAGAGUCUAAGAUCCCAUGGAUGUUGAUAGUGGGUGAGCGUGAAGUUAAGGAGGGGACAGUGAGACUGAAAGACUUUGAAUCCAAUGCCGAAGAUGUGGUUGUCCAAAGAAGCAGUGUUGUCGACGAACUCAGAAGACGGCUGAGCCCUUGAAUAUGCAUAUGCCUUUAUUACUUUGAUAGAACGUAUACAUGCCUUUGUGGGUAUUUGAUUUGAUGAUAUUACAACUUACCUCUUCAACUGAUGUGCUUAUUGAUAAAUAUUCAUUCUAAUGUAUAUCGAUGGCAUUAAAAUAUUUUGGCUUUAAGAACAUUGGUAUCAAGGCCCAUCCUUCUCUUGCUUUAA